Messenger RNA from Microthlaspi erraticum, 453 nucleotides. The record is from the annotation of a GenBank genome assembly. NCBI's taxonomy places the organism in Eukaryota, Viridiplantae, Streptophyta, Magnoliopsida, Brassicales, Brassicaceae.
AUGGUGAGAUCAAAUGUUUAUCUCAUCUCCAUACUUGUCAUCAUGACUUCACUCUCUUCCCCUUCACAUGGCCUUGUACUGGGUGACCUCCCCAUAGGCAGUGUCGCAAUCUUUGGUCUCGCCCGGUGUGACCUUAAAGGAGAUCCGAACACGCCACCAAUCUCGGGCGGCACUGUUGUCUUAACAUGUGGUGGCUUAACAGACAACCUCGCUGAAACAAUAACUAACCCGGGCGGUUAUUUUCUCAUAUUUCUCAACUUCUUGGAAACACUUUUCUUCCACCCUAGUAUCUGCAAUAUCAGAAUUUAUCUUCCUACCGGAGACUGCACAAUUAGCUCACCGAAUGCCGUCCUCACUGGCUCGCUUACAUUUCUCAACGUCGUGCUGACUAAUAACACAAACGUCGCUUAUUAUGGUGUUGGCCCAUUAGUCAGUGGUAUUGUGGGGACUUAA